AUGCCGCCGCCGGUACCAUCGCUGCCGGACGAGCUCCUCGAGGAGAUCUUCCUCCGCCUCCCGCCGGGCGAGCCAGAGCACCUCGCGCGCGCCUCCCUCGCCAGCAAGCUCUGGCUCGGCCGCCUCACCGGCCCUUGCUUCCGCGGCCGCUACCGUGAGCGCCAUGGACCUCCCCCCAUGCUGGGCUUCCUUCAUAGUACCUGGCUGGAGGGAAAAGAUCUCUUCACACCCACCACGAAAUUCAGCGCGCGCGUUCCCGACGAGGACGACUGCGGGAGCGGGUACCACAAGUACGAUGCGUGGGACUGCCGCCAUGGCCGCGUUCUCCUUGGAGACGAGAACAUGUUGCCCAUCGCGGUCGUCGUUUGGGACCCCAUGACGGGCCGCCGGAAGGACCUGCCGGAGCCCGACCUGGUGCACGACAGCUAUGGCGCCGCGGUGCUCUGCGCCGUGCCUGGCUGCGACCACCGCGCGUGUCAUGCGGGCCCCUUCCAGGUGGUCUUUGUUGGCCUGGGCAUGGGUGCAGAUUUUGACUGGAAUGGUUGCGUUGCGCAGGCCUGCGUGUCCUUGCCGGAGGCCGGUGACUGGAGCAGGCCGUGCCCCGUGUUUGAUAACCGUCACUGGGGCGAGCCUUGCUCUGGUCUUCAUCUUGAAGACGAUGCAUUCAUCGGCCGAAUGCCCCCUGUCCUGGUCAAAGAAGCACUUCACUUCAUGCUCGUGUAUGCUCGUGAUGGCCAUGUAGAAAUUCUCAAGUACGACUUGAGAUGUAGUUGCUUAUCACUGGUUGAUGUGCCGCUUGUGGGGCGUGGCAUACACGGUGCCGCUAUCCUCAUGGCGAUGGAGGAUGGUAGUUUGGGGUUUGCACAUGUGGAUGGGUUAACCCUCCACAUCUGGUCAAGAGAAAUGGAUUUCAACAGAGUUGCGUCAUGGAGUCAACGUACAAUUAUCGAUCUCAGGAAUCUUCUCCCCAUCCAAAAUACCGAUGAAAGACUUAGACUGAUUGGAUCCGUUGAGGGCAGUGAUACCGUUUUCGUGACCACGGACCUGGGCAUCUACGAGAUUAAUGUCAAGUCACAGCGUUGGAAGGAGAUAUGGAAGAGCGAGAAAUUUCGUGCUUUGAUUCCGUACAUGAGUUUCUACAAUCCACAAGAAAGGGUGAUGCCCUGUGACGCGGCGCAUUGACAAGGUAUGGUUGAAUAUGCUUAAGGUUAGAAGGCCACUCUCAUCAACAAAAAGAUGACAAGCUUGGAGGCAAUAGGGGUCUUGUGAUGAAUUAGGUCACUAUUCAGUAGCCCUUUUGGUUCAGUGGUCACAUUGUUUUUUGGCUUUUGUCAGUGAGCUUGAUAGUUUGCCCAGGCGUGCGUAAGUGGGUGAAUGGAGUAUCUUGUAAUGAACCUCCGGUUCUUGCAGCUGCAAUAGGAACCAUUCUUGAAAAUGCAUCUGCAGGCAGUACUCAAGAAUCGGAGGUUUUUCUGUCCAUUUUGAGAAUUCUACAGUUUGCUCUCCCAACUCUCUAAAUUCAUCUCUCAAAAGGAGUACCUUUGAACU
This is a messenger RNA of Triticum dicoccoides, 1548 nucleotides long. RefSeq lists its product as uncharacterized. The coding region runs from base 1 to 1182 and encodes 393 amino acids. Gene Ontology annotation, molecular function: protein binding. The record is from RefSeq and is a predicted model, not a curated record. The transcript has 2 exons. NCBI's taxonomy places the organism in Eukaryota, Viridiplantae, Streptophyta, Magnoliopsida, Poales, Poaceae.